AUGAGGAAGCGCAGCAGCAGCGGCAGCACAGCCAACCCUAAUAAUCCUAAUACAAGUACUAGUAAUGCUAUUAGUCAGGCUGGUACCCAACAACAACAACAACCACAACAACAACAGCAGCAACAGCAACAGCAGCAGCAGCAGCAGCAGCAGCAACAACAAGAGCCCACAGAAAUGCAGACUACUACCAAUACAGAGGGUGGCCCCUUCGGUACUGCUUUCUCUACUGUUGGUCCUGUUACUGCAUUAGAUUCUCAUUUUCAGACAUUAAGACAAUCAUUCUUAAGUGGACCUUUAGAAGAAUGGAAUACAGCUCUGCGCUCGUUACCUGUACCUGUCUAUACACCCCAAUUAUUAGGGUGUAUAGGCAUUGAUUGGGAUUAUGAUAUGAUUGCAUUAAAUGAUAAAACAGAUAAUAUUCUUGUUGAGGUUGGAUUUGCACUCCUGUCUCGUGUAGUUAGUGAAUGGGGAUGCGAAGAAGGACAACUUAUUAGAUUCUUAUCCUCUAUACAAAUGCAAUAUUUACCUAAUCCUUAUCAUAAUAAAUUACAUGCAGCUACUGUUGCACAUCUUACUGAAUGUCUUACUCGUAUGCUUAAUGCACAACGAACGUAA
Messenger RNA from Eimeria maxima, 615 nucleotides. RefSeq lists its product as hypothetical. NCBI's taxonomy places the organism in Eukaryota, Apicomplexa, Conoidasida, Eucoccidiorida, Eimeriidae. The transcript is spliced from 2 exons. The record is from RefSeq and is a predicted model, not a curated record. Gene Ontology annotation, biological process: signal transduction. The coding region runs from base 1 to 615 and encodes 204 amino acids. Gene Ontology annotation, molecular function: 3',5'-cyclic-nucleotide phosphodiesterase activity.